Cricetulus griseus (Chinese hamster) is the source of this 3323-nucleotide messenger RNA. The record is from RefSeq and is a predicted model, not a curated record. Lineage: Eukaryota; Metazoa; Chordata; Mammalia; Rodentia; Cricetidae.
GAGGCUCCGCAGGAGAAGAAAGCAAAACUGCACGAGCAGACCCACUUCCAAGGACCCUCAGGUGACUUACCUGUCCCUUCAGUGGAGAAAGCUCGGUCUCACGGGCUCACGAGACAGGAUUCUAUUAAGAAUGGGUCCGGAGUGAAGCACCACAUUGCUGGUGACAUACCUUCAGACAGGAAAAGAAGCCCGUCGGUGUCCAGGGACCAAGAUCGCAGAUACGACCAGAGCGAAGAGAGGGAGGAGUAUUUACAGUAUGUCCCUUCAGAUGGCACAAUGCCCAGGUCGCCGUCAGACUAUGCUGACAGACGACCUCAGCGCGAAGCCCCGUUCUACGAAGACCCCGGUGAUCACUUAGGUUACCGGGACGAGACGUGGAUUACAGCUGGUUGGACCAUGCGUCUUGGCAUAGCAGUGAGGCACCCCCAAUGUCUUUGCACCCUGUGACCUGGCAGCCAUCUAAAGAUGGAGAUCGCCUAAUUGGCCGAAUUUUAUUAAAUAAGCGUUUGAAAGAUGGGAGUGUACCUCGAGAUUCAGGAGCAAUGCUGGGCUUAAAGGUAGUGGGAGGAAAGAUGACUGAAUCAGGCCGGCUCUGUGCUUUCAUUACCAAAGUAAAAAGAGGAAGUUUAGCCGAUACUGUGGGACAUCUUAGACCAGGCGAUGAGGUCUUGGAGUGGAAUGGGAGGCUACUGCAAGGGGCCACGUUUGAGGAAGUUUACAACAUCAUCCUAGAAUCCAAACCCGAACCACAAGUUGAGCUUGUUGUUUCAAGGCCGAUUGGAGAUAUACCUAGGAUACCGGACAGCACACAUGCACAACUGGAAUCCAGUUCUAGCUCAUUUGAAUCUCAAAAAAUGGAUCGUCCUUCUAUAUCCGUUACCUCUCCCAUGAGUCCUGGCAUGCUGAGGGAUGCCCCGCAGUUCUUAUCCGGACAGCUUUCAAUCAAACUAUGGUUUGACAAGGUUGGUCACCAGUUGAUAGUUACAAUUUUGGGAGCAAAGGAUCUCCCUUCCAGGGAAGAUGGGAGGCCAAGGAAUCCAUAUGUUAAAAUUUACUUUCUUCCAGACAGAAGUGAUAAAAACAAGAGAAGAACAAAAACAGUAAAGAAAACAUUGGAACCCAAAUGGAACCAGACCUUCAUUUAUUCUCCUGUUCACCGAAGAGAAUUCCGAGAACGAAUGCUUGAAAUUACCCUUUGGGACCAAGCUAGAGUUCGAGAAGAAGAGAGCGAAUUCUUAGGAGAGAUUUUAAUAGAAUUGGAAACGGCUCUGUUAAAUGAUGAACCCCAUUGGUACAAACUGCAGACCCACGACGUCUCUUCGUUGCCGCUCCCUCACCCGUCCCCGUAUCUGCCACGAAGACAGCUCCACGGAGAGAGCCCCACACGCAGGUUACAAAUGACAGUGAGGUCUCUGACUAUGACUGUGAUGAUGGAGUUGGUGUAGUAUCAGAUUACAGACACAAUGGUCGAGAGCUUCAAAGCUCCACUUUGUCAGUGCCAGAGCAAGUAAUGUCCUCCAACCAUUGUUCACCAUCAGGGUCCCCUCAUCGAGUAGACGUGAUAGGAAGGACCAGGUCGUGGUCACCGAGUGUCCCUCCUCCACAAAGCUGGCCAUUACAAUACAAUCAGCCGGAUGGACAGACACCGGGUCAUGGAUGACCAUUACUCUCCAGACAGAGACAGGGGCAGAGAAGCACCAGAUACACAGCCAUAUCUCAGAUGCAGAUCAACAGAACAGCGGCCUCUCCCAGAGCGGACCACCGCCCGCUCCAGAUCCUCGGAGCGCGCUGACACAGACCUCAUGAGGUCCAUGCCUUCAUUAAUGACCGGAAGAUCAGCCCCUCCCUCACCUGCCUUAUCGAGGUCUCACCCUCGUACCGGGUCUGUCCAGACAAGUCCAUCAAGCACCCCAGGAACGGGAAGAAGGGGAAGGCAGCUGCCACAGCUUCCCCCAAAGGGAACACUGGAGAGAAAAGCCGGAGGUAAAAAACUACGGAGCACUGUCCAGAGGAGCACCGAGACCGGCCUCGCAGUGGAGAUGAGGAACUGGAUGACGCGGCAGGCCAGCCGGGAAUCCACCGAUGGCAGCAUGAACAGCUACAGCUCCGAAGGAAAUCUGAUUUUCCCCGGUGUCCGCCUGGCCUCUGACAGCCAGUUCAGCGAUUUCCUUGAUGGCCUGGGCCCUGCUCAGCUAGUGGGACGCCAGACCCUGGCUACUCCUGCAAUGGGUGAUAUUCAGGUGGGAAUGAUGGACAAAAAGGGACAGCUGGAGGUGGAAAUCAUUCGGGCUCGCGGCCUUGUUGUAAAACCAGGUUCCAAGACACUGCCAGCACCCUAUGUCAAGGUGUAUCUAUUAGACAACGGAGUCUGCAUAGCCAAAAAGAAAACCAAGGUGGCAAGGAAGACACUGGAACCCCUGUAUCAGCACCUCUCUUCCUUCGAGGAGAGCCCCCAGGGAAAGGUGUUACAGAUCAUUGUCUGGGGAGAUUAUGGCCGCAUGGAUCACAAAUCCUUUAUGGGAGUGGCCCAGAUACUCUUAGACGAACUGGAACUAUCCAAUAUGGUGAUUGGGUGGUUCAAACUCUUCCCUCCCUCCUCCCUAGUGGACCCAACCUUGGCACCUCUGACAAGAAGAGCUUCCCAGUCAUCUCUGGAAAGUUCUACGGGACCUUCUUACUCUCGUUCAUAGCAACUGUAAAACUGUUGUCACAACAACCAGCGAUACAAAAACAGAAGACAACGCACAGGUCCCCUGGUAACACUGCAUGCUUGAUGUUUGUCUUCGGAGCCCACGUCUAGGGUUACAAAGCGAUCCUGUUCUCAGAGGAAGUCGCACACACUGUGCCCUAGCGCAGGCCUUCAGGUGAAAGAGCAGGGCCGUGCAGAACUGUUCAGUGACACUCGAGUUCUGGUCCAAUCUGAAGCCAUGGAUUAAUCUCAAAGAAUCAGUCAGCCCUUUUCAAUAGCACCUUUAUAUUUUUAUUGUUUAUUUUUUCCUCUUCAUUUAUCUGACCCCAAAGCCUGUUAUGCCACAGAAAUGGAGCUCUACAGCCGUGAAGUCACACCACAGGCCAAGGAGCGAAGUCCUAGGAAGCAUCAGGUGAAAAGCAAAAGACCAAAGAAGUGACGGGAGCCCAGUUGGGCCAUGGCUGCCUCCCUCCCUCCCGGAGGGGGCUCGGCAGGGAGCGUGGUUAGACUCUGGGGAGCUCCAGGAGGCAUGCCAUUCACUAAUGCCAAGAUGUGUGUCGGACUCUGGAAAUCAAAAUUCUGUGACUGCACUGUACUGAAUGAAAUUAAAGAAACUUUUUUUUGCAUGGACACA